Sphaeroforma arctica JP610 is the source of this 309-nucleotide messenger RNA. RefSeq lists its product as hypothetical. The record is from RefSeq and is a predicted model, not a curated record. The transcript has 5 exons. Bases 1 to 309 code for a protein of 102 amino acids. NCBI's taxonomy places the organism in Eukaryota, Ichthyosporea, Ichthyophonida.
AUGUCACCCGAGUCCAACUCGUACCACUAUUCAUUGAUACAAUUCAUCGAUGUCAUGAGACAAACAGUUCGUACCGAUGGUAUGCCGGCAGGGGGAUUGGGGCUUCCUGAUGUGGGAGUAUACUGUACCUUUGAAGUGAUGACGCAACAGAAAGGGCCUCGGUGGGUUGGUUUCUUGAUGGGCUGUGCGAUUGGCGGCAUGACGGGGGUAUACCUGUCACAGAAUCAUCAGGUACCAAACAUCAGACAAGCGUACGACGAAUUCAUGGACAAGAUCAAUGCUUCAGCGGGCAGGCACAGCAACAAAUAA